Arabidopsis arenosa is the source of this 1785-nucleotide messenger RNA. Lineage: Eukaryota; Viridiplantae; Streptophyta; Magnoliopsida; Brassicales; Brassicaceae. The record is from the annotation of a GenBank genome assembly.
GCGAGCGGCGACUGCGACUAUCAUUUCCUUCUGAAUUCUCGUCUGUCUCCGGGAUAAGAUGGCUGAGCGAUUAUUACAAUCUAUGUCAAGGGUGGCUGGCCGCUGUAAUCCAGAUUGCGUAAAAGCAAACAAUGAGCAAGAAGAUUACGAUGCAUCUCAAUCGGCAGCUUUGGUAGCCGUGAAUCUGAUUAGCUCUGCAAGGUUUAUGCUCAAGCUCGACACUGAGUUUACCGAGUACUCAGCUCAGUUUCUGAUGGAUAAUGCUGGAAAGGAAGACAACCCGGGAGAAAUGGAUCAACAACGCUGUCAGGUCACUACCGAAAACUGUCUUCGGUACUUGGCGGAACACGUUUGGACCAAGAGGGAAGAUCGGCAGAGAGAAAUGGAUCAACAGCGCUGUGAGCUCACUGUCAAGGACUGCCUUGAACUUGCUUUUAAAAAGGGGCUACCUAGAAGAGAACAUUGGGCACAUUUGGGAUGUACGUUCAAGGCUCCCCCAUUUGCUUGUCAGAUACCUCGCAUUCCCGUGAAAGGAGAAGUAGUUGAGGCUAAGACUUUUGAUGAAGCAGUCAAGCUGUUGGUGCAUCAACCGGUGGGAGCAAAACUGCAUUUGUUCAGUCCGCAAAUUGAUCGUGUUGGAGAGGGAAUUUACAAUGGCCCCGCUACAGGUAAUGAAACGCGCUAUGUUGGACUUAGAGAUGUGCUAAUAGCUUCAGUGGAGGAGUUCGAGGGAGAUACUGUUGCUAUUGUGAAGAUCUGCUACAAGAAGAAGCUUUCAUUUAUCAAAGUGUCUUUGACCCGUAUGUUUCUCUCAGCACCACAUGAUGGUGACGAGUCUAAGUUCAUAGGGCCAACAGAUGAGUCUCAAAAUGCAGCUUUGGUAGCCGUGAAUCUGAUUAGCUCUGCAAGGUUAGUGCUCAAACUCGACACUGAGUUUACUGAGUACUCUGCUCAGUUUUUGAUCGAUAACGCUGGAAAGGAGGACGAGCCGGGAGAAAUGGAUCAACAACGCACUCAGGUCACUACCGAAAACUGCCUUCGCUACUUGGCAGAAAACGUUUGGACCAAGAAGGAAGAAAUGGUUCAAAAACGCUGUGUGCUCACUGUCAAGGACUGCCUUGAACUUGCUUUUAAAAAGGGGCUACCGAGAAGAGAACAUUGGGCACAUUUGGGAUGUACGUUCAAGGCUCCCCCAUUUGCUUGUCAAAUUCCUCGCGUUCCCGUGAAAGGAGAAGUGGUUGAGGCUAAGACUUUUGAUGAAGCAUUCAAGCUGUUGGUGCAUCAACCCAUUGGAGCAAAACUGCAUUUGUUCAGUCCGCAGAUUGAUACUGUUGGAGAGGGAAUUUACGAUGGCCCCGCGACAGCUAAAAAUGGAACACACUAUGUUGGACUUAGAGAUGUGCUUAUAGGUUCAGUGGAGAAAUUCGAGGGAGAUACUGUUGCUAUUGUGAAGAUAUCCUACAAGAAGAAGCUUUCAUUUGUCAAAGUGUCUCUGACCCGUAUGUUUCUCGCAGUACCACGUAAUGACUCUCAGGGCAUAGGGCCAACAGGUCUGCUUGUUGACUUCUGUGUCCCGCGCUUAUCUAUCAAUUAAACAAGAGCUUAGAUCUUGGUAAGUAUCUGGAGCACUUUAUGCUAGUUGUGGAACUUGUUUGUGGUCCUUAAUUAAGAAUGUCGUAUGAGACUAUUUUAUGUAAGUUAAGUAUCUUGAAAACCAUAUCCUAGUUGUGGAACUUGUUUGUUUGUCCGACAUUAUGAUUGUCUUAAGAAAACUUUUAUCUAUAA